Molecule: messenger RNA, 350 nt
Organism: Rangifer tarandus platyrhynchus (Svalbard reindeer)
Lineage: Eukaryota; Metazoa; Chordata; Mammalia; Artiodactyla; Cervidae
Source: the annotation of a GenBank genome assembly
AUGGGACGCCGCGACGAGCCGCACAUUCCAGCGAGGGCACGUGACGCGGUAGCGCUGCCUGAGGUAAACAACCGCGGCCCCGCCUCCUGGCCCGUCCGCGCGCCCUGCAGUGCUGCUAGCCGGCGGGACGCGCUCCAGCAGGGCGGGCGGCUACCUCAGAGAGUCUUCAGCGGCCGCCGCGGGCCGGAGCAGCGGCGGCGGGCGCACGCGUCCCGGGUCUGCGGGCCGCUAGCGCCGGCAGGGGUCGAGCGCGCGUCCCCUCCCCGCCCCCACCGCGCGCUGUGGCGCAGCAGGAAUUUGGCGGGGACCCGGGCGCUAUUUGCAGCUCCUGACGCGCCGGCGGCUCUUCG